Messenger RNA from Aphanomyces astaci, 339 nucleotides. RefSeq lists its product as hypothetical. Lineage: Eukaryota; Oomycota; Saprolegniomycetes; Saprolegniales; Verrucalvaceae. The record is from RefSeq and is a predicted model, not a curated record. The transcript has a single exon. The coding region runs from base 1 to 339 and encodes 112 amino acids.
AUGGGCUUCGCCGACGGCGAGUUCCUCGGCGUGGGCGCGCGAAGAUGCGCAGAUGGCAGCGCGAUUGUCGGCGGCGCGGCCGAUGAAUCCGCGUUCGCGGGGUACAAUCCGCCGUCGGGACAUCAACGGGAUGGGCAGUUGACAGCGGCGGAGCGACAAGCGGUCGCGGAUUAUCGGGCUGGGGCGCGGGCGGUUGCGGCGCCGCAACAAGUGGUGGUGCCGAUGUCGAGGGCGGCGACGGCUGGGGUGUCGGGGGAGGAGGAGAUCUCGGAGGCGGUGGAAGAGGAAGAGCCGCCGUGGGAUCCAGAGGAUCGGUUGCUGUCACUUCAUCGGUCGUAG